This is a messenger RNA of Meriones unguiculatus (Mongolian gerbil), 1359 nucleotides long. It is a transcript of the gene Znf414, whose product is annotated as zinc finger protein 414. The transcript has 7 exons. NCBI's taxonomy places the organism in Eukaryota, Metazoa, Chordata, Mammalia, Rodentia, Muridae. The record is from RefSeq and is a predicted model, not a curated record. The coding region runs from base 135 to 1337 and encodes 400 amino acids.
AGAUCUGAGAAACGGGGGGAGGGGGUGUAAAAAUGGCGCCGACGUGAGCGUGAGCCCGCGUUGCUGAGGAAGUCGCCCCUACUGGAGCCGGAGCCACCGAAGACACAGGAACCAGAGAUCGAACUAAGCAGAGGAUGGAGGAACCUUCCAGGCCCAGCCUUGACACCACGGAAUCCAGCUUCAGUAAACCUGACAAGGAAGUGGCAUCGUCAGAUGUGGCAGCUACGACCACUUUCUCCUCUGUGGAGGAGCCAGGCCCUAACCAAACAGCCACACCACCAGUGUGGGAUCGUGGAGGACCUCCAGAGCAGGUUGCCUCUUUAACCCCAGACAGUUGCCAGGCUGGCUCAACCAGUACAGGUGUGGGGACCAAUGAAGACCUGAGGUUGCCCAGACGACGUCCACCACCAGGGAAACAGAUACCCUGCUCUAGCCCUGGCUGCUGUCUCAGUUUCCCCAGUGUUCGUGAUCUGGCACAGCAUCUCCGUACCCACUGCCCACCUACACAGUCACUGGAAGGCAAGCUCUUCCGAUGCUCAGCCCUGAGUUGCACUGAGAGUUUCCCCAGCAUGCAGGAGCUGGUAGCCCAUGGCAAGCUGCAUUACAAGCCCAAUCGCUACUUCAAGUGUGAGAAUUGCCUCCUGCGCUUCCGCACUCACCGCUCGCUCUUCAAGCAUCUGCAUGUUUGUGCAGAGCAUGCUCAGAGCCCAGCUCCACCACCACCCCCUUCCCUGGACAAAGAGCCACCUGUGCCUGAGCGCCCCACAGAGUCUGACUCUUCAUCUACCCUGGGCCUGCCAUUCCCACUACUUGAGCCUUUCACCUCUGCCCCCACUGGGCCCUUCAUUCCAUACUUGAACCCUGCACCCUUUGGCCUGAGUCCUCCACGACUGCGCCCAUUCCUGACUGCUGCUCCAGGGCCACCAGCCUCUAGCACUGCCAUCUGGAAAAAGAGUCAAGGUGCUGCUGGCAGUCCAAGAAGACCUCAGGGCGGUUCCGAUGCACCCUCAGGGUUCGCGGCCCCCAGCCGCAUCGUGUGGGAACACACGCGUGGCCGCUACUCGUGCAUGCAGUGUGACUUCUCCACGGCCUCGCGGCCCACCAUGACACUACACCUUCAGGACCACCGCCCUGGCGCCCCCACAUCCCUGGUGCCAGGGUUCCUUCGUGCCAACAUCCGGGCGGGUAAGGCUGAGAAAUGUUCGGGCAUGGAGCUAGAGGCAAGGGAUGAGGCCCAAGCUCAGCCUCCCACUCAACUCCACAAGGACCCAACCCCAUUUGCUCCUGGGGUAUCACAGCUGUCAGAGGGGGAGAAUUCAUUUUUCUCACAGCUUUGAACCAGUUGUGUUGGGCUGGGUG